CAGUGCUGCUGUCGUGAACCCUGAUGCUCCUCUUGUUUCGGAGAUUGUGUCUGUACGUGUGUGUGUGUGUCUUUGUGUGUUUGUGUGUAUGAUUGUAAAUUAAUGAAUCAAUUCAAGAUCUAAUCAGCAUAUCAGGCAUAUAAGCAACUCUGUGGGACAGCGAUCCUAACCAGAGAUAACAUCACCAUGUCCUCCACCCCGCUGGCUGAGACGGAAGAAGAUGUGUUUGAGACUGCUGUGUGUGAAAAUCCCAGGAGAUCAGCGGUUUCUGAAAUACUCAAACCAGCAGUCCAUCUGGCUCAAACCAACACCCAUGCCACAGUGAAAGUCACACUUUGAGAUCACAGUUUUCCCCAUUCUGAUGUUUGAACAUUGUGAACAUUGAUUGAAGCGCUUGGUUUGUAUCUGCAUGAUUUUAUGCAUUGUGCUGCUCUUAAGGGAUCGGCUGAUGAGAGAACUGCAGAAAACAGCAGGUGGAUGUAGAGGUGUUCCUAAUAAAGUGACCAAUUUGACAGAUGCAGUGCCUGAGACUGAGCGCCUGGACAGCAGCCUACAGAAAGCUAAAGCUCAGCUGUCUAUCAAAACCAGGAGGCACCGCCCCUCCAGGUCCCGUCUCCGGGACAGUCUGAGCUCCACAGAAGGAGAGGACGGCCUUGAUGGAAAGAGCUACAGUGGCCUGUUGUCUGGCUCCUGCUCGCCUCUCCAUGUGUCCCUACACUGCCCCUCUCCUUUCUCUGACCUCCAUCCUUCCUUCUCUCCCGCAAGGAAGGACAGAGCCUUCACCUUUGAGACAGGUGAAAGUGAAAAGAAAGAACAAAGACGAAGAAGUGCAUGCUUGUUGAAUCCCUCCUCUCCAACCCACCUCCUCAGGCAGCGCCAGGAGGACCAUGCCCAUAUGCGCCACAGGGACCAUGUUGAGCAGCGCCAGGAGGACAGUCUGCAACCAUGCCAAGGGGAUCAGCUGAAGCUACAUCACAAAGAGAACCCCCACCUACAGCAAAAGGACCAUCCCCAACUGCGCCAGGAGGACCAUACUAAUCUGCGCCAGGGUGACAAUCUCCCACUGCAUCAAAAGGACCACAUCCAUCUGCCCCAGAGGGACCUCAUCCACCUGCACAACAGGGACCAUCUCCAUAAUGACAAUACACACCUGCGCAAGAAGGACCAUCUCCAGAAGAACCAAGCCCAUGUGCGUGAGAAGGACCAAGUCCAACUACAUGAGGAGAAUCGUUCUCUCCUGCACCAGAGGGAAUACUCUCAGAGUGAAGAUGACAGUCGUGAUGUUGGUUCAGAUGAGCCGAGCAGCCCGACAGUCCUGCUGGACAAGAAGACCAGGAGACGUUUCCUUGAUCUCGGGGUCACAUUGCGUCGCACAUAUGGGAAGGUCAGGAGGGAGCGAGCCAAGAGACACGCCGCAGGAAACCGGGAACCUGAUGGAGCAGAAAGCCGUUCCUCGCGUUCCUCUGGCCCCCCGUUUGUGCCUUUCUCCUGGUUGACUGAGCGAAUAAGGGGCUCUAGUUCUCCCAAGAACUCCAGCCAAUCCCCAGCCAAGUCUCUAUCAGAGAAGGAUGAGGAGUUGAAAAAUGACAGCAGGUCCAACAGGAAUGAAGCGUCACAGCCAUAUCAGAGCCUUUCUGAUCACUCAGAUGAGGGAUGUGACGAGCACGUAGAACCCCGCGUUGUGAAAAAGAAGACCAUCCUGCCGUUCUCAUCGGGUGGAAGAAAAGCAGACCGGACAGAAAAGCAGAACGGUGUCCAAAGGGACAAGAGAGACAAUGGGCACGAUGGAGACAGCCAAAAAUUACUGACCUCUCAGUCGCAGUGCAAGCAUUUAGAUUUAUGAAUACUUUUUUCCCCUUUUUUCAGCUGUAAAUACUGUAGGCACUGAUAUUAUUGUAACUUAUUCAGACAGCUUAAUACAUUUUUGGAAAAAUUCCAAAAUACAAAUAAAAAAAAUGUGCAAUUUUGUUGGAGUUAUAAUAAGGACAUGUUUAGAAAGCAAAAUAAAAUAUCCAGCGGUGA
Molecule: messenger RNA, 2022 nt
Organism: Neoarius graeffei (lesser salmon catfish)
Lineage: Eukaryota; Metazoa; Chordata; Actinopteri; Siluriformes; Ariidae
Gene: samd14
Product: sterile alpha motif domain containing 14
Exons: 10
Coding region: 410-1843 (477 amino acids)
Source: RefSeq, a predicted model, not a curated record